UUCGGAAAUACUCAGUCGUUGUGUUCUUCCCGACAUUUGCGGCCGCGACAAUUUACUCCGACUGGUCCCACACGAGACAGUGGAAGCGACAACAAGAAUUGCUUAGGCGAAAUUCGGAAGAACUCCCGCAGUAAAUUAGCAACAAAAUGGUUCUAGGACUCACCAAACAAUACGCCUGGCUCGCACUGCCCAUGCUUGGGUUCACUAUCGGCUGGUACCUGGAUAACAAAGAAACCCAGAGGAUGACCAUGUUCCGCGACAAGAGUGCGCUCUACGGGCGUGCAUUGAAGGAGGGAGAGGCGCCCUCGUGGUAGGUCUUAAUUUAGUGUUGCAGAUGUAGGAAGGAAACUGGAGUAAAUAAAAGUCUUAUUUAACACGA
Messenger RNA from Hermetia illucens (black soldier fly), 379 nucleotides. RefSeq names its product NADH dehydrogenase [ubiquinone] 1 beta subcomplex subunit 1 (gene ND-MNLL). Gene Ontology annotation, cellular component: mitochondrion. The transcript has a single exon. NCBI's taxonomy places the organism in Eukaryota, Metazoa, Arthropoda, Insecta, Diptera, Stratiomyidae. The record is from RefSeq and is a predicted model, not a curated record. Bases 147 to 314 code for a protein of 55 amino acids.